AUGACAUCGAGCUUCGCAAGCAGCUCCCAUGGCACCCGGGUCUAUGUGACCUUUAACUCGGACGAAGCCGGGAAAUUCGAAGUGGCGACGGUGGAGCUCGACACCUCGGAUCGCACGCGGCACCCGGGCGUGGUGAAGACGAGGAUGUUCGAGACUCCGGAGCGCCCUGCAUCCUUCACGAUCAAGCUCGACAAGCCUUACCAUGAUUACGCCAACGUCGUAGCGAGGGCCGCCGUGACCAAGGCGGCGUUGCAAAGAGGCUUCGUGUUGAAUUUGCGUGUCUAUGUUAUUUUCAACACUAGUAAGGACCGGUUUAUGAAAGUGGAUGCUGUGGAGCGGAGAUACGAGUGA
This is a messenger RNA of Letharia lupina, 351 nucleotides long. RefSeq lists its product as uncharacterized. The record is from RefSeq and is a predicted model, not a curated record. Bases 1 to 351 code for a protein of 116 amino acids. The transcript is spliced from 2 exons. NCBI's taxonomy places the organism in Eukaryota, Fungi, Ascomycota, Lecanoromycetes, Lecanorales, Parmeliaceae.